AUGGCGUCGAACAUUACACAGGAGCGGUACGAACAGCUGAAGAAGGAGCGUACCUUCCACAAAUUCACGUACCGUGGCCACGAAAUCGACCCACUACUUGCGCUCACUGAGGAGGAGUUCAAGGCACUUGUGCAUGCUCGCGCCCGUAGACGCAUGAACCGCCACGCGGACCGUCGCGCCCCUGUGCUUUUGAAGCGCCUGCGUGAGGCGAAGAAGAACGUGAAGGCCGGUGAGAAACCGAAAGCUGUGAAGACACACCUUCGUGAUGUUGUGAUCACGCCUGAGAUGGUGGGUUCUGUUGUGGGAAUCUACAAUGGUCGCCAGUUUAAUGCGGUGGAGAUCAAGGGUGAGAUGAUUGGCCAUUAUCUUGGAGAGUUCUCGCUGACGUACAAACCUGUCGCUCACGGCCGCCCCGGUUUUGGUGCGACUCACUCUUCUCGUUUCAUUCCCCUCAAGUAG
Trypanosoma brucei brucei TREU927 is the source of this 459-nucleotide messenger RNA. RefSeq names its product 40S ribosomal protein S15, putative. Gene Ontology annotation, molecular function: RNA binding; structural constituent of ribosome. The transcript has a single exon. Gene Ontology annotation, cellular component: cytosolic small ribosomal subunit; ribosome. Lineage: Eukaryota; Euglenozoa; Kinetoplastea; Trypanosomatida; Trypanosomatidae. Gene Ontology annotation, biological process: translation; ribosomal small subunit assembly. The record is from RefSeq and is a predicted model, not a curated record. The coding region runs from base 1 to 459 and encodes 152 amino acids.